This is a messenger RNA of Caenorhabditis remanei, 1731 nucleotides long. RefSeq lists its product as uncharacterized. The record is from RefSeq and is a predicted model, not a curated record. Gene Ontology annotation, molecular function: transmembrane transporter activity. Gene Ontology annotation, cellular component: membrane. The transcript has 10 exons. NCBI's taxonomy places the organism in Eukaryota, Metazoa, Nematoda, Chromadorea, Rhabditida, Rhabditidae. Gene Ontology annotation, biological process: transmembrane transport. The coding region runs from base 1 to 1731 and encodes 576 amino acids.
AUGAAAAGACGGAAAAAGUUGGUUUCGUCUGGAAAACACGGAUCAAAAUACACAGGAAUUCAGACAGAAGAUGUGAUAGACAGUGAGAGACAUUUGAAGAAGUUGGAUCCUGAUAAAUUUGUGCAAUCUUAUGGUAAUUAUGGAAAAUAUCAAAUUUUGACCUACGUUUUGGUGCAAACUCUCAAUUUUUUCUACUCGUCCUCGAUUUAUGUGAUGAGUUAUGUGCAGUUGGGGUUGGAUAAGAAGUGCGUUUUGAAUAAUGAGACCCUCCCAAUGAGUCAAACUUGCGAAAUUGAAACGGAACCCAAAGGAAAAUUCGGAGAACUCAAAGGCGGUUACUGUGGGAUUGUCAAUGAGACCAAGAUGCAAAUCACCAAUCACAAUGCGCACACGAAUCUGCUCGUCGAGUUCGAGCUCUCGUGUUCUCAUUGGUUUUUCCAAGAGUUCGGACUGACCAUCUUCACAAUUGCGGCCAUCGUCGCCGUCCCAUUCAUGUCGAUGCUAGCUGAUAGAUAUGGCCGGAAACCGGUGAUCGUCUCGACCGCAAUUCUCGCUUUCUUGGGAAAUGUGGCCGCCUCGUUUAGUCCGAAUUUCGGAGUGUUUCUUGUGUUGAGAGCGUUGGUUGGCGCGUGUAGUGAUACCUACCUAUCCGUCGGCAGUGUCGCCACGUGCGAAUACAUAUCCGAAAAAGCGCGUGCCUGGAUUACGGUAGUCUACAACGUUGCGUGGACCCUCGGCAUGAUAUGGACUCUUAUGGUCACCCUGAUGACAGAUGACUGGCGAUGGAGAUAUUUCAUCGCCGGAUUUCCCGGUGUCUACGCGUUUUUCCUGUGGUGUUUCCUGCCCGAAUCACCGCAUUGGUUGAUUGUGAAAAAUCGAACGGAACGGCUGAAGAAGUAUAUCAAAACUGCGAAUCGAAUCAACAAGAAGACGCCAGACUUUAGCGAGUGCCAGCAGAGCUCCCAUCACGAGGAGAAACACGAAUCGUUUAAGGCAAUGCUUGGAAGCAAGAAACUGAUAUGGAUCCUAUUUGCCAAUGGAUUUAUAGAAAUGGUCAUCUCCCUUGUCUACUUUGCCAUCUCCUUCCUUUCCGUUGAGCUGGGAAGUGAUCAUAUUCAAGCAUUCCUCUACUCUUCUCUUGUAGAAAUUCCUGCCGGUCUCGCUGUCCUCCCCCUCAUGAUUGUUAUGGGACGGAAGACCAUUGUCAUCUGGUGCCUCGUACUCCAGACCUUGGCACUCAUCGGAGUUACAGUAUUCCUCGAUGUGUACAGUCUGAAAUUGGGAAUGAUGUUGAUAGCGAAGGUUAUGGCGACAAUCAUCUACUCCGUCCACCCGAUCUGGGCCAACGAGCAAUUCCCCACAUCAGUCAGAUCACUCUGCUUCUCCCUAAUGAACAUCCCUCAAAGUAUGGGAAUCAUUAUGUCACCUUAUUUGAAGCAUAUCGCCCUGUCCCCCAACUGGCUCCCUUUCGUUGUCAUCGCACUAUUCAGUUUCAUAUCGGCUACUCUUGCGUUUAUGUUGAAUGAGACUAAGAAUACAAAGUUGCCAACCGACGUGGAAAGUCUCUCAAACCCAGGCGAGGCCGCUGAUCUAUCUGCCUACCGUAACUCUUCGAGCUCCACGUCAUCUCCAAGAUCUCCGAAGAAUAAAUCAAAGAAGAAGAAGACAUCUUCAAAUGAGAAUAUAACGACAAAAAGUUUGGGAACUGUUACUUUUUCUGGUGAACAAUAG